AUGUCCAUAUGACGAGUUCCCCAAUCACCGCCGGACAUCGUUUUGUGCUACGAUACAGCCUCGAGCAUGUGACACCUGGACCAGUCCAUUUUCUCCUCACUGCCGAUCAAUCUAUGGCUUGCCUUCGACCCAUUUUGACUAGUUGGCUGAAGCAGCUUCCAAAGGUCACACAUCCUGUGCUGGGUCACAUAUUGGAGGAGUCUUUUGACGAUGAUGACUUGCGUGAUGGUAUUGAGUUGGAGGGUUAAGACGCCAAUGUGUGGAGCCAGCUUAAGCAAAUUGGUGAAGAGACAGGCAUUUAUGUUUGUCUUGCCAAUAUGCAGAGAGUCACUACCGGGGGAAAGCCGCACAAGGUAGCUGCCUAUGAGAAAGACUAUUCUGGUAACCGAUAUAAGCGCACUCACCAUAGUUCGUGCAGCAGCGGUGAAGAGACCCUCGAAAAUAAGAUUGGACCCUUCUUUUGCGAAGAUCUACCAUACGAGGUGCCAACCGAGCAUCGAUAUAUGGACGAAGAAAACUUGCUCGAGGCAAACAAUCUCGAUGAAGAUGAUCCCGACGAAGAAAAAGAAGAAUUGAGAGAUAUUAGGAAGACAUAUCAAAGAACAAUCAUCCUCAUGAUGCCCAAAAGCUCGCGGGUCUCGUUCUUGCUGAAGUCCAAAGGCCAACUUUUCUCAAUUAUCUUGCAGCAAUUUCUGAUAUCUCCAACAUGGAAGGCUAAGUGGCACGACGAUAUUUUGCAAAUAUGCAAUAUACUGCUUAAAAGCAUUGAUUGGAAACAUCCCACAGGGCACAUGUACAAUGAAGCGGAUUAUAUUCGACUUAUCAGCGGCGUAUGCAAGUUGGACAAUAGAUCCGUACUCGCACGUGCCUUGCCGUUAGUUUUCCACGACGGAAACGUAUUUAAUGUUGCACAAGCUACGAUUGAGCGGUAUGGAUCGACAUGGCUUGAGAAGUGCCUUGACGAAGCUUUACGCAGUGUGGAUGACCUUUAUGAUCGGGGCCGGAUAAUAGAAGAAGUCACUGCGACGUUACCAAAUCCACUCUUGACUUUCGGGCUUUACCAAUCUUUAUUGUCCUCCUUCCAGCCAAAAACGGAGUACCUCGCCAGCUUUUACGACGCGGAGAUGCUGGCCAGAAUCGCUGUGACAUGGUCACAAGACGAACUGUUGCACACUUGCUGGAUUCCAACAGUCAAGAAAUUCUCUGAUAACACUCGGUUCAUGUUAGAAUUAAUGGGUUCGUCAUUCCGCGACAAGAAACGAGUACUGCAGCAUCUCCCGGAGCCCGUCUUCAAGGAACUUCUACCAGUAAUGGCAAAGCACCUAGAUCCAAUAAAUAAACAGCACCAUUCCGCAAUAGCCGCAAUAUCAUGCCGAAUGCACAGGUUCGGCUUGACCUUGGAACUUGUUGAUAUUAACGCCAAGAUCACCCAGACUGCGAAAUCUUCUGAUCGCCAAGAACUUAUGGACGUCUACGUACCAUUCCUACAAAGAUUGGUGGCGUACUUGAGAGGCUGGAAACUCUUGCACGCUGUCCCGUUUCAGACAAUGUUCCGCAGCAUUCUGAAAUACCUUGUCGACGCUUGUGCAAAGUUGGCUCCCCGCUCUCCACCUGGGACUUGGGAGCGUAUGAAAUAUAGCUGCGGUUGUCGUAAAUGCCAGGUCUUGGACGAAUUUCUGGUUUCGCCCACAAUCACAUUUUUCACGUAUUCUCGCUCCACCCCUGGUCGAGAACAUCUCGAAAAGCGUCUUAAGCAAGCGAAAUUAACUCAAUUUCUUGAGGUCAACACUGAACGCAAUAGCGUCCCAUGGGCAUUGGUGGUACGGAAGACGGACCCAAUGUACGAGAAACAGAGAAUAGAGUGGGAAGUUGCCCGCAACAGAGCUAAGGCUGCAAUUGCGGCGAUGUGUCUCGAAAAUCUUAGAGUGUUGCUAGGAGACGAGUUCGAAUCCAUCAUGACCUUGAAAGCUACGACCCAGGUCAUCAAUCUCGUUAAAGAAGAAGAGGAAGCCGGAGUGUUGGCAAUCAAAACUGAGAGUGGGAUGAAUGCCACAGCGGAGCUCAAGCGCAAGCAACCUCACCCAGAUGCAUUGCAGAAUGGGUCCGCCCAAUUUUCAGAGAACCACUUUGAGUCGAAACGAGUAUGCAGUAAUUCCAGCUCCCCACCACCUCUGCUCUAUCAGAUUCCGGAAUAUCCCGCCAACAGGCUAGGCCCUAGACAUUAGGUCGCUUGAUCGAU
Mollisia scopiformis is the source of this 2239-nucleotide messenger RNA. RefSeq lists its product as uncharacterized. The transcript has 4 exons. Lineage: Eukaryota; Fungi; Ascomycota; Leotiomycetes; Helotiales; Mollisiaceae. Bases 318 to 2225 code for a protein of 635 amino acids. The record is from RefSeq and is a predicted model, not a curated record.